Molecule: messenger RNA, 2979 nt
Organism: Macrosiphum euphorbiae (potato aphid)
Lineage: Eukaryota; Metazoa; Arthropoda; Insecta; Hemiptera; Aphididae
Source: the annotation of a GenBank genome assembly
AUGUCGACUCACAGUAAAGAAGAAAACCUGUUGGAAAUUUCAAACACUGAUUUAGUAUCAACUCUAAUUAGGCGUAGAGGGCAAAUAAAAGCAUCACUCACUAGACAUAGCACGUUUGUUAAUAAAUAUGUUGAAACGCCAAAUGCUAUAUCCGAAGCUGAGUCCAGAUUGAACGUAAUACCAACGCUAUUAAAUCAAUUUGAGGAUAUUCAGUCGCGCAUAGAAGAGAUAGAUGACAAUAACGAUGAUGCUCAUCUUAUUGCAAGAGAAGAGUUUGAAACCCGAUACUACAGCGUAGCGGGCCAACUUAACAGGUUGAUCCAGCCAACCAAAUUUGCAAUAGCAAACUUAGGAAACACCAGUGACAACAAAGAACAAAAAACACCAGUUCAACAGUUGGAAGAAUUAUUUGCAAGAAGUGUAGGCAGCGCCCCACGCUCUCGUUCAUUACUGCCACCGCUACCACUAGAAAGCUUUGACGGUGACUAUAAUAGUUGGCCUAGAUUUUAUAGUUCAUUUGUGAGCCGCGUAGAAAAUGAGAAAGGCGUAUCGAAUGCAGACAAGUUCCAUUAUUUAAGGUCUUGUCUCAAAGGUGUACCAUUAGACUUAGUAGAGUCAUUAGAGAUUAAUGACUCUACAUAUGUUACGGCUAUAACAGCACUUAAGGGUAGGUAUGAGCGAAAGAGGUUAAUCACCGAAGCCCACGUCAGGUCGUUAUUAGAGUUACCCAAAUUGACAAGUUCAUCAGCUAGUGACCUUCGUGGAUUUUUAGCCAACAUCACAAAACAUAUUGAAGCGUUAAGAUCCCUAAAAAGACCAGUAGAUCAGUGGGAUGAUUUGCUAAUUGGUAUAACACGGAGUAAGUUAGAUCUAAGAACCUUAGAACAAUGGGACCUAUCAAUUGGAGUGACAGAAGAAGUUAAUUUCAAUAAAUUAACCGAAUUUCUAGAGAGAAGGGCUAGCUCAUUGGAGUCCUUCGAAGGUCAAAAUUCCAGCAUAAGUAAUAAGAAAAAGGGUUACAAAAUUAACGAAAAGGGUGCAUCAGUCUUAAGCACCCAAGGAAGCCGGACAGUCUGUUGUUUAUGCUCACAACCACACACGCUGUUUUUUUGUCACAAAUUCAAAGCGAUGCAACUGACCGAAAGGUACAACACAGUAAAAACGCACAGAUUAUGUUUUAACUGCCUUUCACCUUCACACGGUGCUUCGAGCUGUACCCAGAGUGGUUGUAGAAACUGCAAGUACAAGCACAACACAUUGCUACACGGUCUGCCUUAUCAGAAAAAAGCAGAACCCUUGGGUACCAGCAAGUCAAGAACCGCUGAGCAGGACCCCUCAAAAGCCACUUCGAGUCAAAGCAGCCAGGAGGUCAAUGAUGCCAAAAAUGUAACCGAACCGCAAGCCACGGUCAAUUUAGCCGCUCUGCACAGUCAGUCAAACGCAGAACAAGUUUUGUUAUCGACCGCCAUAGUAUUUGUUCUAGAUAGAAACGGUACGAAAAAGCCUUGCCGUGCGAUUGUAGAUAACGGUUCGCAAAUAAAUAUUAUAACCAAAUCACUAGUCAAGAAAUUAAGAGUGAAAAGUGUGCAAAGUAAGUUACCCAUAAGUGGCGUUAAUGGAGCCAGUACUACAUCGUCUGAAGAAGUCGAGAUAACAAUUUUCAGUCAGAACUCGCAGUUCUCUGCGAAAAUUGGAUGUCAUACACUUCAUGAAAUUACAAAUACGAUACCAAGUCAAUCAAUAGACUUUUCCUCUUGGUCAAUUCCACCACACAUACUGCCGCAUUUGGCUGAUCCUGAAUUCUACUUAUCGUCCAAGGUAGAGUUAUUGCUGGGAGCCGACAUCUUCUUUGAAGUGUUACAAGGCGAGAAGUGGUCAUUAGGCAAAGAACUACCUUGGUUGUAUAAUACGUCAUUCGGAUGGAUAGUAUCAGGUUCGAUUGGCAAUACUAAGUCCCGUAUCAGAAUCAGUCCAGGGUCUAGUUCUUGUCUCUUGAACAUAGCUGGCUGGAUGAAAAACGAGCAAGUCAUGUCAAGACGAAAUGUAGAUGAAGCGAGCGAGAUUAUGUUUAGGGAAACACAUGGAAGAGACAAAACAGGACGAUUUUCUGUCUAUCUUCCAUUCACAGCAGAUGUGAGAGAGCUAGGUUCAUCAUUCCAGAUGGCCCUGAAGCGAUUUACAAAUUUAGAAAGAAAGCUUAGUGUCACGCCACAGCUGAAAGAUGAUUAUGUGAAUUUUAUGAAUGAGUACGAGACACUAGGACACAUGAGCAAAAUCGAUGAUCCAGUUUCCGAUGCACCAUACUACUAUCUACCGCACCAUGCGGUGAUCAAAGAAACAAGUCAGACCACGAAGGUCAGAGUCGUCUUUGACGCAUCAGCAAAAACGAGUAAAGGAAACUCGUUGAAUGAUAUCCUCGCUCAAGGUCCAGCCAUACAGAGUGAGCUUUUUGACAUAGUGCUACGUUUCCGCCACCAUAAGAUUGUCAUCACAGCUGAUGUCGAGAAGAUGUACCGCCAAGUAUGGGUUAAUCAAGAGGACCGGGAUUACCAAAGAAUACUGUGGAGGAACUCACCAGAGAAAGAAAUAGAUCACUACCAUCUAAACACCAUCACAUAUGGGACUGCGCCUGCAGCCUUUCUAGCUACUAGAGUGCUGAAAGAGAUCGGUCUAUUAGCGGCUCAGGAUAAGCCCUCAGCCAGCAGAGCAAUCCAAAGGGAUUUCUACAUGGACGAUUUUCUCAGUGGUGGAGACACUACAGAAGAAUGUGUAAAGCUGUAUCAUGAGGUGUUAGAGCUACUAGAGAGUAGUGGUAUGCGUCUAAGGAAGUGGUGUUCUAGUGCUCCGGAUGUUAGAAAAAAUAUAGCAGCAACAUCUAGUGAACCACACUAUUCAUUAGACCUUGGAGACAACUACACAAUCAAAUCGCUUGGCCUUAUUUGGUGUCCAGAAUCCGACAUGUUGCAAUUUAACCUUUAA